Closterium sp. Yama58-4 is the source of this 1254-nucleotide messenger RNA. The record is from the annotation of a GenBank genome assembly. Lineage: Eukaryota; Viridiplantae; Streptophyta; Zygnematophyceae; Desmidiales; Closteriaceae.
AUGUGCCUGGCGCCGGUGUGUGUGGGGGUGCAGUGCCCCUCCACGUCUCGCUGCACGGCCACCAAAGACGGCAUCCCCUUCUGCGCCUGCCCUGCUUGCUCCUCCCUCGUCAACGCCACCUGCACUCAAGGGGCCAGCACCACGGUGGCAUCGAGCGUGGUGCUCUACAACGCGCCCAACUACACCAACUCACCCGCCUCCCUCGCGCCCGUCGUGCUCCGAGCCCCAACGCCCGACGCGGGGUGCGUCAACGUGCCGGCACCCUUGGCAGGGGCGGUGGGGUCGAUCAAGAUCCUGUGGGACGUGCCGGACGGGGCGGCAGGGGUGCGGCAGAGGUGGACUUGUGCUCGAUCGUCACCUGCCCUGCCAACUGCACCUGCUCCUCUUCCGCUGGCAUUGCCAGGUGCUCCUGCCCAGGUGAUUGCAACACAGCCGAGUGCUCUUGCUCAGGUGAUGAUAACAGUGCCGGGUGCUACUGCUCAGUGUCCGGACGUGUCCACGUGUGUGGUGCAGGUGGGUACAGCGGUGUGCCAGUGCCCCGCACCAUUCGCACGUCUCAUUGACAACGUGUGCUCCUCGGCCGACCUCCCUUACUCCGACUACCUCGAUGUUCACAACCACGCCCGCGCUGCUGUGGGGGCCGUGCCACUCGUGUGGGACGACGCAUUGGCGGUGAGGGCGCAGGCGUGGGCAACCGCGCUGACCAACACGUCGUACAACUGCACGCUCGUGCACGGCGGACAUACCGGCGAGGGGCAGAACCUUGCAGGCGCCAGCCCUGCGGGGGUCAAGACGAAUGGAGCAGCGGCACAGCUGUGGGUGGACGAGGGCCAGUGGUACUCCGUCGCUGUUUUCCCUGAUGGCUGUGCGGGCGGCAACUGGGCCAAGUGUGGGCACUACACGCAGGUCAUUUGGAACGGCACACGCACAGUGGGGUGUGGCAAGGCGUCGUGUGGCACGAGUGCGGACGUGUGGGCGUGCCACUACUACCCGCCGGGGAACUGGGUUGGCGAACUGCCCUACGGUGAGCACGGUGCUCCACAGGGCUGUCAACGCACUGACCGUGCUCACCUAGGCACACACGCCUUUCAUUUGGCCACCACCUGCCCUGCAGUGGGUGCGCCAGUGGGUGCACCCGUUAGUGCGCCUGUUAGUGCGCUGAUGGGUGGGGCGGUGGGUGGGGCGGUGGGUGGGGCGGUGGGUGGGGCGGUGGGUGGGCUGGUGGGUGCUGGGCUGCAUGCAUGGCGAGUCUGA